GCAGCAGCGGGGACGAGGAGGUUACCAACGGCUCCCAGAGACACAGAGACCCAGCAUCUGAACAGGAGUUCAGCAACGCCUCCCUGCCUGUGCUGUCUGACAGCUCUCUCCCUCUCUUUCUCUCCCUCUUUAAUUCACACACUCGUUCACUCAAAUGCUCGACUCCUCUGCUUCGAAACUCCACCUGUUCGCUGGAGGGAGAUUAUCAGAAUUUCUCUCUCUCUUUCUUUAUUUACUGGGGAAACAAUGAGGACAGCAGCAGACAGGCUGGAGAAGUGAUCCCCCACACCGCGCUGCUAUAACCCAGCUACCCACCCACCUUCCUCCGUGUUUGUGCUGCUGUGCUGAUGAGAGAUGAUCGCGGAGCUGCUGUGCGGUGCUGUGGCUCUGCUGCUCUAUGUGAACACGCUGGACGCGGAUUUCUGCUACGAUGACAGUCGAGCCAUCAAAACCAACCCGGACCUCCUGCCCGAGACACCUUGGACCAACAUCCUCUUCAACGACUUCUGGGGCACGCUUCUGACCCACAGCGGCAGUCACAAGUCCUUCCGACCCCUCUGCACACUUUCUUUCCGCCUCAACUAUGCUCUGGGUGGACUGGAACCUUGGGGAUAUCACCUGGUAAACGUGGCCCUGCAUUGCUGUGUCACAGUCCUGUUCACUCUGUUCUGUUGCCCCCUAGUGGGUGGAGGUCGAUGGAGCUUACUGGCGGGGCUGCUCUUUGCCUCACAUCCCAUACACACAGAGGCAGUGGCGGGGCUGGUGGGCCGUGCAGAUGUUGGAGCAGCACUGUGCUUUCUACUUUCUCUGCUUUGCUACUCCCGUCACUGCAAGGUUCGGCCCGGGCACAGCUACUUUUUUGGAUGGACGGCUCAGGCGUGGCUGGCUGCGAGCUUAGCGGCCGCAGCAGCAGCCAUGUUGUGGAAGGAGCAGGGAGUGACUGUUCUGGCCGUGUCAGCCGUCUACGAUAUUUGCGUGGUUCACCGCAUGCGCUUGCGUCAGGUGCUGCUGCUGUUCCUUAAAAGGAGGAACAUAAGCCUGCUACUGAGUUUGGCUUGGCUGGCCGGAUGGGGAAUUGUCCUGCUGGCAGCUCGGCUGUACUGGAUGGGAAACAAGCCCCCAAACUUCUCCAACUCUGACAAUCCAGCCGCCGAUUGCCCUGAUCUCCUCACCAGAGCUCUCACCUUUCUGUACCUUCCAGCUGCCAAUGCCUGGCUCCUGCUCUGUCCUAAUACCCUCAGCUUUGAUUGGUCCAUGGAUGCCAUACCUCUGCUCAGGACAAUAACAGAUUGGAGGAACUUGUUCUCGGUUGCCUUUUACUCAGGUUUGGUUUUACUUGCCUGGUCUGGCUUGAGAAACAAAGAUUCUUCCACCUUCCACAAGUCUAAUGGAAAACUGCAUGUCACCAAUGGAAAGUCAGUGAUGAAUGGCCAUAUUGACAGUGAUUAUCAUCACAACAACAACCACCACCACCAUAAUGGUUUUACCACAUUAAAUUGUACUGAAAACUCUCAGAAUGGAUGUGCCAAGCCCUAUUCUUCACCCACUCAUACCUCUCAGCCAUCCAGUGAGAACAUGGUGGUCUUCUCCCUUAGUCUGCUGGCUUUGCCAUUCCUUCCUGCGACCAACCUGUUCUUCUAUGUGGGCUUUGUGGUGGCUGAGAGGGUGCUGUACAUCCCCAGCAUGGGCUUCUGCCUUCUCGUGACGCUGGCCCUGAGGUCAUUAUGUGUUUCUUUAAGACGAAAGAGCUCCAAAGUGCUGCUGUUCAGCUGUGCUGCCAGCAUACUUCUACUCUACAGCCUCAAAACUGUGAGAAGGAACCAGGACUGGCAAAAUGAGGAGACUCUCUACAAAUCUGGCAUUACUGUCAAUCCUGCUAAAGCUUGGGGUAACCUUGGCAAUGUCUUAAAGAACCAGGGAAAGAUGUCAGAGGCAGAGGAAGCAUACAGAAAUGCCCUAUACUAUCGUGGAAACAUGGCUGACAUGCUUUACAACCUGGGUCUGCUGCUGCAGGAGGGUGAGCGCUUCUCCGAGGCGCUGCAAUACUACAAACUGGCCAUUGGGAGCCGGCCUACCCUGGCCUCUGCAUAUCUGAACACUGGUAUCAUCCUGGUGUCUCAAGGAAAUGUGGACGAGGCCAAGCGCACAUUUCAGACCUGUGCUGGCAUCCCAGAUGAAAACCUUAAAGACCCCCACGCUCACAAGAGCUCAGUCACUAGCUGUCUGUAUAAUCUGGGCAAGCUGCUGCACGAACAGGGCCAGCAGGAGGAGGCACUGUACAUGUAUAAAGAAGCUGUAAAGAUCAUGCCUCGCCAGUUUGCACCUCAGAGCCUUUACAACAUGAUGGGUGAGGCCUAUAUGAGGCUGAAUAAACUUGAAGAAGCAGGUCACUGGUACAGAGAAUCGCUUAAGGCUAAACCAGAUCAUGUUCCUGCCCACCUGACCUAUGGGAAGCUACUGUCUAUUAUGGGUCAAACAGCAGAGGCAGAGCAUUAUUUCUUGAAGGCCACAGAGCUGGAACCCACCAAGGGAAACUGUUACAUGCACUACGGUCAGUUUCUGCUGGAACAGUCUCGUUUAACAGAAGCUGCUGUGAUGGCGGAGAAAGCUGCUGAACUUGACAGCUCUGAGUUUGACGUAGUUUUCAGCGCAGCCCAUAUGCUCAGGCAGGCCAGUCUAAACGAAGCAGCUGAAAUGUAUUAUAGGAAGGCAGCAGAUCUAAGACCUGAUUAUGCUGCUGCUCUGAUGAACCUGGGCGCCAUCCUCCACCUCAACGGGAAGCUGAAGGAAGCAGAGGCCAACUACCUCCGAGCCCUGCAGCUCAAACCAGACGAUCUGAUCACGCAGUCCAACCUGCGCAAGCUCUGGAACGUCAUGCACAAACAGGACUUGAGAAGCACAGGCUGAUAACUCAGCUUUAGGUGAAGAUCCUACAGACUCAGGUAGUUUGUGGUGAGAGUAUGAGGGUAUGAGGCUUGAGCUCCUCUGGUGUGGACAGUGUUGGUGGUGAUGUGGAGGCAGAUUGAGCAGCGCAGGCUUUAGAGCAGAAGCAGCUGCAGGAGUGUGUGAGUGUGACAGAUUGAGGACUGUGGUUGUGAAUGCUGGGUGUGAACUGAUCCACUGUGAUUGAAGGACGUCCACAUUACAGCGUUCUGACCGAGAGAGGAGUGCUGGAAGUGUUAGUACUUCAAACAGCAGUACUUCACUUCUUACGGAACUUCCACUGGGAAUGACAGUGGGAAAUGUGCCAUAACUGUGAUUACUGGUCAGAAGUCUGGGAAAAAAAGGCUCUAGAGACCAUUUAUCUCACGAACUUAAAACUGUAUCUGAUGUAAACUGAAGUCUUUUUUUGAACAUGAGUAAGAGGACUGUGGCAGCAAUUAAACAAUUCCAUAAUUGGUUUAUGAUUGUACGAUUGUUUAUCACAUUGUUGUCCCAAAUAAACUGCUAAUUUAUUUUUGU
Molecule: messenger RNA, 3462 nt
Organism: Astyanax mexicanus (Mexican tetra)
Lineage: Eukaryota; Metazoa; Chordata; Actinopteri; Characiformes; Acestrorhamphidae
Gene: tmtc2a
Product: transmembrane O-mannosyltransferase targeting cadherins 2a
Exons: 12
Coding region: 355-2907 (850 amino acids)
Biological process (GO): protein O-linked glycosylation via mannose
Cellular component (GO): endoplasmic reticulum membrane
Molecular function (GO): mannosyltransferase activity; protein binding
Source: RefSeq, a predicted model, not a curated record